UGCGGAUGGGCUGAAAGGUAGUUCAUGCGCCUCUGGAAACUCCGAGGAGAGAAAGUGAUUUAUAGGACGGCGAGCUGCCUUUUCAUUCAUUGAAUGCAGAAAAAGACUCCAGAACUUAAACCGGCCGCCCCGUUCCUCGUCUCCCGUCCCCUACAGAUCAGCUGCUUAAAACAAAACAAACAAACAAACAAACAUCGAAAGAAAACUUCUAUUAAUAUAAGGGUCUGCUUUAUAUAGAAACUAGAAACCCAGUGACUUCUAGAAAACAGCAGCAGGGGCUAGUUCGUCAAGUGGUAGAAAAGAAGCCAGUUUAAGGGAGGAGAGGUAGUGCAUUCUUACUGCAACCUGUGAGUUGUUUGGAAUUGAUGGUAAUUGUUUAGAGAGUGAUAACUUUGUGUCCCGUUGGAGGACUGUAUUGUUAAAUCAGCUUAAAGUUUUCUAAAGGCCAUUGCAAAAACGCCUUUUGUAAAAAAAAAAAUGAGUAUUUCAAGUCUGAAAUUGAAAUUAUUGUAUAGGGAUGGAGCUCUCUCAUGCAGUUGUUCUUCAAUUUUUAAUCCAGGAGUCAGUGAGGGUUGUUUGUUUUUCUGGCAGUGCUGUAAAGAAACAUCCACUAAAUGCUGUAGACGUUUUUAAAAACAGAACAGCAGUGGCUAAUGAGUGGCUGUUGCUUAUUUGUUUAGGCAUUACAAUGCUACACUUAUUUUCUGAAAACAGCUCAGAUACAUUAUGCAAUUUAAUUCUCCCUGCAAUCUGUGAGAUAGUUGUUCUUUCAUUGUAAGGCUAACUUUAAAACUUCUAAUGUUACAUUCUAAAACAUGUUGACAUACUUGCCCAAGAUCACACAGUAUCCAUAGAAAAUAGGCACGUAAACCAUGCUGUGAAUUCAGUGCUCUUGCCAUUACUUUACACUUGUUGUAGUUACUCAUCUUUACCAUCACCAACAGUGUGAUUUGCUGAAAUUUAAAUAUGGGGAACGGGGGAAUUAUUUUCCAUUCAGAGUAAACUUAUAAGGUCCUGGAGUUUCUAGAACCGUAAACAAUGUUUUACGGAACCAUAGGGCAUGCCAAACAUUGGUCGAUCACCUUGUAUGAUGUGCCUAGGCAAAAUGGCAAUUUAAUGAGCCCUGGGGGAAGGGUGGUGAGUUAGUAACUGGGCUGUGGUUUUGACUAAUCUUUGCUUAAAGGUUUAUUAAGAAAUCUUUUGUAGAAUAUGUAUAUACAGUAGCUUUGGAUGCUGAAACAUCGAAGAAACAACUGAAGUUCAGACAUUUUUCUAGGCAGAGAAUCCAGACUCAAGAAUUGCUUUCUUUAGUUUGUGCUUUUAGUUAAAAAAAGCAAAACCUGCACUUUUUUGGGUUUAUGUCAGUACAUGCCAUGAAUGUGACAUCAGAAAUAGAAACCUACUUCUCCGCACUUAAACUCAUCUUAGGAUGAGAGAGAUUUGACGUAUUUGAAGGUAAAGGAAAAGGAGCCAGUGGAGAGAUAGAUGUUGAAGAUCUACACAAGAGAAAGGGGAGAUAAUAAAGAAGCCUUGGGAAGAAAUAAAACCUUAAAGCACAUGAAGAGAUCAAUACCACUGCCUGGUCUCCUUGGUUUCAGAGUCCUUUCAUCAUCAUUGCUGUCAGUGAGAAAUUGUAACCCACCUCCCUAAACUGGUUCAUAGUGGCAUGGAAGAUCGAUUUGAUUCGUCUUCGGUAGGCUCUUGAGCAAACUCCAUUACUCCUGUGGCUCUGUGGCUGGAGAGUUCUAACCAAGCCCAGUAUCAGGAAAAGUAGGUGUGGACUUGUAGGGCUGUGCUGCUCAGCAGCUAGAAUGUGGUUGGCAGUCUCCUCCCCUUCCUGCACUUCAGCUCUUCACUGUUGCACUCUGGAAUGACAGGCAUUCCUGCGUGAAGAGAGCCAGUGUGAGGACAUAUUUGUAAGAGUCACAAGUGCCCAGACCAGGGUAAACGAAGACAGAAACUCCAGCAGAUUAACUGGUCUCAUGCCGUUUCUUGAAGCUUGGCGGUGACACUGAAAGAGGACUGCCUAUCCCCUCCUUAUGUGGAUUUAUCUUUUGAGAAAAGUUUGCUUUAGUCCGGGAUAGUUUGUUGUCGUGAGGCACCAUAUAAUAUAAUCAUGGGGCAAGCUGACGUCUCCAGACCGGUAAAUCCAGAUGCAUUUGAAGAAGCAGGCCAGCCCAUUGCAGACCCAGGCAUGGUCAUGGACAGUGUGGAAGCAGGAGAGACAACGCCUCCCAUCAAAAGGAAGAGCAAGUUCUCAGGCUUUGGCAAGAUCUUCAAGCCGUGGAAGUGGCGGAAGAAAAAAAGUAGCGAUAAAUUCAAAGAGACAUCGGAAGUUUUAGAGAGAAAAAUAUCUAUGCGAAAACCGAGAGAAGAGCUGGUUAAGAGAGGGGUUCUGUUGGAAGACUCUGAGCAGGGUGGUGAGGAUCCAGGGAAAUUGGGCCACACCAUGUUAAAAAAUGGUCACACCACUCCUAUAGGGAGUGCCAGAUCUUCUAGUCCAAUCCAAGUAGAAGACGAGCCAGGAAGACUACCAAGUCUUAGGAAACCUGUUCCAGAAGAGGACCCAAAGAAGCGACUUGGCUCAACUGGAAGCCAGCCUACUUCUGAAUCAGAGUCUGUUCCUGAGAAUGCACCCAGACAGCCUUUACUUCCCCCUAAAAGACCUCUAUCCUCUUCUCACGAAGCAAAUGAAGGACAAGCAAAGGAUGCCACUUCCUCUGGCAGCUCAGCAAGGUCCAUCUCCUCCAUCUCCACUGCUGCCACCACCACAACACCUGCUGCCACCAGCCUAGCAAAAACUGUUAAUUCCUCCGUGCCCCCCUCCCCAGCACCCAGGACUCUGCUCACUGCUCCCACCAGCACUAACACUACUGCUGCCCCAAGCAUCACUCAUACCAUCCCUGCCAAGCAGCCCCCUGUCCCUCCCCCUAAACCAGCUCACAGAAAUAGCAACCCUGUCAUUGCUGAACUGUCCCAAGCAAUCAGCAGUGGUACGUUGUUAUCAAAACCAUCCCCACCCUUACCACCUAAAAGAGGCAUUCCAUCAACCUCGGCACCCGCCUCAGAGUCUACUGCUGUCACCACAAAAGCACCAAGUGAUCAAAGAGAAAAGAACACAUGCUGUGUGGGCUCUGAGUCACUGCUGAUGAUCCCACCUCCCUCUCCGUCCCCCCCACUACCUACUCAUAUACCUCCAGAACCACCACGGUCCCCUCCAUUCCCUGCUAAGACUUUUCAGGUUGUGCCAGGAAGUGAGUUUCCACCUUCCUUAGAUUUACCCCCAGAGGUUCCCCAACAAGAAGAUCAGAAAAAGGAAGUACCCAGGAGGAUACCGGACCAGAGCUCUGGAGAGCCCCACACACCCUCUAGGCUGCCCCCUCUCCCACUGCAUAUCCGAAUCCAACAGGCCCUGACCAGCCCACUUCCCGUGACUCCUCCCUUGGAAGGCUCUCACAGAGCUCAUUCGUUGCUCUUCGAGAACAGUGAACACUUCUCUGAGGAGAGCAGUACCCUGGAAAGGACCAGAUCACUUCCCAUCACUAUUGAAAUGCUGAAAGUUCCAGACGAUGAAGAAGAGGAGCAAACUCAGAUAUUUGCAUUCGAUGAAGUUGUGACAUCUACCUCAGCUGUUCCUAAACUACCACGGUGUCUACAGGAAGAAGAGGGGGAGAAGGAGAGUGAUUCUGAUUCAGAAGGUCCGAUUCAAUACCGAGAUGAAGAGGAGGAAGAUGAUAGCCAUAAUAGUGCUCUUGCCAACAAAGUCAAGAGGAAGGAUACACUUGCAAUGAAGUUGAACCACAGACCACCCAGUGAACCAGAGCCGGACAUGAAUUCUUGGCCACGAAAAAGCAAAGAAGAGUGGAAUGAAAUACGGCACCAGAUUGGGAACACACUGAUCAGACGACUAAGUCAAAGACCAACCCCAGAGGAACUAGAACAAAGAAACAUACUGCAACCUAAAAACGAAGCUGAUCGUCAGGCAGAAAAACGAGAGAUUAAACGCCGGCUCACUAGAAAGCUCAGUCAAAGGCCGACUGUGGCUGAACUACUUGCUAGGAAGAUUCUGAGGUUUAAUGAAUAUGUGGAGGUAACAGAUGCUCAAGAUUAUGAUCGGCGAGCUGACAAACCCUGGACCAAACUGACCCCUGCUGACAAGGCUGCCAUAAGAAAAGAAUUAAAUGAAUUUAAAAGCUCAGAGAUGGAGGUUCAUGAAGAGAGCAAGCAUUUUACACGCUACCAUCGUCCAUGAGGCUGAAGUCAGAAAGGAACUCAACAACCCCCAAAACUGCGCUGCUUUGGCUGCUCCAGUCUCCAGAGUGUCAUGAUGGAAUAUCUGUACUUCUGAGCACAGCCAGAUUGAGUUCUCUGGGAUAGAGUUCUGGAGUGAACAGCACUUCUAUGAAUGUAUCUUUUUUCACUGGAACAAAUUUUCACGUGCUGCCUUGGGCAAAACCAAACACACUUCGUCAGUGCUUUUGAACCUUAUCACGUUGCAGCGUAUUUGAGGGGUCUUUCCUCACCAGCCACCAUAUUUCUGUAUCACUUGCAGGUUCCAAGUUUGAUUGGCUGCACCACAUCCCCGCCACAAGAUGAUUGCCUGCUCUCAGGCACACUUCCACCAUGAGCCUUACCUGCCCUGUCCUGCUUGUGGGACCCACCACAUAGGCACUGAAUUGCUGCCCUCAUAUCCAAUGGUGAUGGGGAAAACCUGGAUGCCCUGGCCUUCUGACAAAGGGCCUGCAGAGGAAUCAGGCCCUUUGCCUUCACACCACGUUGGCCUGUUGGCUGAAAGUACUGCACUGUACAUCUUGUCACAGCAGUAACCCUCCUUGGGCAUUCCAGUCUGAGAGAAGCUCAGGAUCUGCCGUGACCUGUGGCACAGGUCUUACUGAUUUUUUUUCCCCCAAAGAAGAAUGAUCUUGAAGAAACAAUGGCAAUCCUCUCUAUUAAACAGUCUGAGCUACAUCCAGAUUCUAAGUUGGUAAAAUAAGAAAGUAAUAUGUUUUCUUUAUACAAAAGAAAAGCCAGAAAUGCCUUUAUAUUAAUAACAACUUGGGGAAAAACUGAUUCAUAGAUUAUAGGCUGUUGUCUCUCUUUUGUACAAUGAUACUUAAAAUCAUUCUGACCAAUAGACAUAUUCUUUGUAAGUUAUAGCAACUCUGUUUGAGCACUUCCACCUCCCAGUCCCCAAACUUCAAGACAGAAUCACAGCAAGGUCCUAGGAACGUGGAGCACUACAUUGGAAAAGGUUUUUGAAGAAACAGAAGGGUGUGCUCCUGACCCACUGCACCUCCCUUCUCAGUGCUGUUAGCUCUCUCCUGCUGUGCUCUUGUCUGAACUCCUGCUGCCCCUCCCUGACAGCUGCCACCUCACUCACCCCUUCUCUUCCAAGUAGCCGGUGUACUUGGUGCCUGGGGGCUUUGGCUCAAUCCUGACUCUUUUAUAUUUGUAAUAUAAAUGUGAUUUCCUAAAAUGGGAGAUACAGUUGCUUUCCUUGAAUUUUUAUUGAAAAACCAUACAGCCUCACUCUUUUAAUUCCUAUCCACAUUAAGUAGAAGAACGUUUCUAUUUAACUGGUGAAUGGCUUUCUCUUUAAUUGUUCAGAAAAUUGUGGCUGUAGUAUAAACUGCUUCUGCAAUCCCUGUUCUAUAUGUGAUUGUUCAGUAGGUAUUUCUCAAUUUUUCCUAUCAUGUUCAUGUAAGAUUUGCUGAAGAAUCAAGAAUAUCAGGUCAAAACAAAAAAGCUAAAAUGACCUUAAAACUUUUUGGGCCUCCCUGAUAGCACAAGGAGUUAAGACACAGCACUGUGAAGCUGUCUGCAGCCGCUGCAGCACGGGUCCCAUCCCCAGCCAGGGAAGUGACCCAUAUGGCACAGCAGACCUCUUCUGUCUCACCCACUGCUCCCCUCAGCAGUGUAUUUCGGUCAGUCCUCUUAUUCUGUUCCCCACUCUGUCUCUGGUGAAUCCUCUUACCCCCCAUGCCUCUGGCCUAUACCCCAGUUCUUUUAUGCAUGGAUGAAUGGAUCUUUUUUUUUUUUUUAAAAAAAAAAAAAGUAGUUUCAUCUCUCUGUAUGGGGAGUCGGGGAGUAUUCAAAUUUCUCAGUACCAUUGAUUCGUUAUGGUUCUUGAGAUAUACCGGGUUCACAUCUCCUUGAAGCUCCUUAACAUUUGGGCAACUGAGGGGAAAGUAAGUGAUUCUAAAAGUUAUUAGAGGUCUGUAGGUAAGGUGGCCGCACAUUCACUGCUAACUUCUAACCUUUCCAGUCUUGUUGGUUUGGAGACUGCUUGGUUUAAACAAGCACCCUCUGUAGCUUGAGAUGACAUUUUCAGGCCUUUCUUCCACUGUCUGUCUUUUCCCUUAAUGUGCCAAGAGUGAAACAGGAUUUAAUUUCCUGAGCUACUUGUCUGCUUUCUAUGUGCCACCAAGGAAUCUGGUUCAUCCUUCAUCUCAUUCCUAUUCUUUUGAAAUGAGAUGCUUUGGGAGUCAGGUCUUUUCAGGUGGAUUUUGUCUUUUUUUUAACAUAUAUAUAUAUAUAUAUAUAUAAUGGAUUUUGUGUUCCUUUUCCAUGUACGUAACAAUUCACCAUCAUAAUGUAAAGAAGAAAUAAAACCCUGAUGUAUUGUACUUCAAGAUGUUUUUCCCUGAUGUACAGAAUCUUCCUGUAAAAUAAAUAAUUGCAUUGUAUAUCAGU
This is a messenger RNA of Talpa occidentalis (Iberian mole), 6693 nucleotides long. RefSeq names its product phosphatase and actin regulator 4 (gene PHACTR4). The coding region runs from base 2117 to 4252 and encodes 711 amino acids. Gene Ontology annotation, biological process: actin cytoskeleton organization; neural crest cell migration. Lineage: Eukaryota; Metazoa; Chordata; Mammalia; Eulipotyphla; Talpidae. Gene Ontology annotation, molecular function: actin binding. The record is from RefSeq and is a predicted model, not a curated record. The transcript is spliced from 17 exons.